Molecule: messenger RNA, 2584 nt
Organism: Chanos chanos (milkfish)
Lineage: Eukaryota; Metazoa; Chordata; Actinopteri; Gonorynchiformes; Chanidae
Gene: hif1al
Product: hypoxia inducible factor 1 subunit alpha, like
Exons: 15
Coding region: 94-2007 (637 amino acids)
Biological process (GO): regulation of transcription by RNA polymerase II; cellular response to hypoxia
Molecular function (GO): DNA-binding transcription factor activity, RNA polymerase II-specific; protein dimerization activity; RNA polymerase II transcription regulatory region sequence-specific DNA binding
Source: RefSeq, a predicted model, not a curated record
UCAGGCAGUGAGGUGUGUGUGCAGUGGAAACGGAACAUAGUAAAUACACUCACAAAAUAUAGAAGUUGGAUUUGAAUCAGGAUCAACGUGAAGAUGGACUCUGAGCCAAAAAGGCCAAGUUCAGAGCAGCGGAAAGUCCGGUCGCGAGAUGCUGCGCGCUGUAGGCGGAGCCAGGAAACAGAGGUCUUUUAUGAACUUGCUCACACCUUGCCCCUUCCCCGCCGCGUCACCUCUCACCUGGACAAGGCGGCAAUCAUGAGGGUGACCCUCAGCUUUCUGCGCAUGCGUGGCUUCCUGCAGUCCGUGUCUAAGAAAGCGGUGCCAAGUGUGGAGGAAGAAGAGGAUGUCAGAGACACGCUGUACCAGCAGGCUUUGGCUGGCUUCAUCUUGGUCAUGACUGAGGAGGGAGACAUGGUCUUUCUGUCAGAAAACGUUAGCAAAUACAUCGGCAUCACACAGCUGGAGUUGCUGGGACAGAGUGUGUACGAUUUUGUUCACCCCUGUGAUCAGGAGGAGUUACGAGACCUCCUCGUCCCACGGCCAGGAGUCUCCAAAAAGAAGACGGAGAAUUUUAGCGAGCGUAAUUUCUUCUUGAGAAUGAAGAGCACCAUCACAAGCAGGGGCAGAACAGUGAACAUUAAAUCUGCCGACUGGAAGGUACUUCACUGCACAGGGCAUUUGCAGACAUACAGCGGUGAGGAAGACUCCUCUCUCCCCGCCGGCUCCUUCCUCAUCCUGCUGUGUGAGCCCAUACCACACCCCUCCAGUGUGGAGUUCCCUCUGGACAGCAGCACCUUCCUCACCCGCCACAACAUGGACCUGAGCUUCACACAGUGUGAUGGAAGGGUUACUGAGCUCGUCGGGUAUGAGCCGGACGACCUGAUUGGUCGAUCGGCUUACGAGUUUUUCCACGCCCUGGAUUUUGAACAUGUGACCAAAAGCUUGCACAUCUUGCUAACCAAAGGCCAGGUGUGUACCAGCCACUACCGCUUUCUGGCCAAGAACGGAGGCUUUGUCUGGGCGGAGACUCAGGCUACAGUGAUCUACAACAGCAGGACUUCUCAGCCUGAGGCCGUAGUCUGCCUCAACUUCAUCCUUAGUGGGGUGGAGCAGGCUGACGUGGUGUUCUCAGCGGAGCAGACCCGUAACGAGGUGAAGCCCAAGCGUGAGGGAGUUGUGGUGAAGGUGGAGGCGGUGGAGGAGAUGGUGACCUGCAGUAAGAACAGUGAUGGUGGCAGUGCAGAGCUGUUCCUUAAGCUGAAAGAGAACCCAGCAGAGCUGCUCCAGCUGGCCCCAGUGUCUGGAGACGCGGUCAUAGCCCUGACAGAGAGCAUGGAGCUGUCCUUCCGCCCCUCCAGCCCAGACAGCCUGCCCGAUGCCCCGCAGGAGCUGUGCACGCCCGAGCUACGGCAGCUCCUCGCUCCCAUCUUCGACACGCCUUCCUCUUCCCCUCAGGUGCCUGAGCUGAGCCCUGUUGAGGACUUGCCCAUUGAGACCGUGGAGGUGGAGAAAUUCUUUGCCCACAAACCAGAGGAGAUCAAGACACAGAACAGCCAAACACAGGACUUGGAAGAGAUGGAUCUGGACAUGUUGGCUCCGUAUAUCUCCAUGGAUGACGAUUUCCAGCUGACAUUCCUAACACAAUUCCCAGAGUCGGACUUGUCCCCUGCAGAGCUGCCUGCCGCUGUUUCCAGGAAACGGGGUCUGGAGGAGGACGAGGAUGUGCCCUCACUGACCAGCCAAUUGGAGAAGAGACAGAAAAACUGCUCCAUAGAAGAGGAAUUCCUAAUGAGCAAAGCCCUGCUGAACUGCCUCGUGGACUCAGACAGUUCAGAGGAGUUUGAUGCUCUCCCUCAGCCGCAGAGUCAGCUCCUCACAGACAAGGACCCCGUGUUAGGAGGGGCGCAUCCCCUAUGUGACACAGCAGCUUUGAUGCAAGAUGCCCUCCUCUCCCAACCCCCUAAUCCCAUUGUUCAGAUGGCUGGAAAUGCCCCACCCUUCACCUGAACAAAGACUGUUCACUCACCACUGUUGGCUGUGGGGCAGAUGGCACACUCUGUCCCCACCUCUGUUUAUUAGGUUCAAAUAAGUAAUUCUCAUCUGAUAGACUUUAUCUAUACACACACGCAGUCGGAUACCUUCAAUACCUUGACCUUUGCCACAGUGAUGGUUACAAGUGUGAUGUGGAGCCGGAAAUACAGACAGGAAACUUUGUAGCAGAUCGUAUGUAAUCUCAAACGAAAGCUGAAGUAACGCAUAAAUGUUUCUUUUGCCAACUACUUUUAAAGCUUUUUAAAAAAAAAAAAAAAAAAAAGAAAGAAAAAAGGAAGCGCCUCCAGUCAUGAAAAGAAGGAAGAGGAAGGUCUUGUCUUCCAGUUAUGAAAGUCCAACUGCCACCAUGUACAGACUAAGACCAGAUUUGUUUUGUUUUGUUUUGUUUUUAAACGUCUCACGUUCACGUCUGUGUCAAAUGCUAGCAUGUGUCACGGAGACAGCAUGCACAUGGGUCGACUAGACUGUGUGUGAAAGCCAGUCUCACACACACGCACACACACACACAAGCCCGCACACACACUCACAGACA